Molecule: messenger RNA, 1974 nt
Organism: Rotaria sp. Silwood2
Lineage: Eukaryota; Metazoa; Rotifera; Eurotatoria; Philodinida; Philodinidae
Source: the annotation of a GenBank genome assembly
AUGGCAAAACUUUGCAUCAUUUUACAAUUUAUUAUUUCAUCUCUGGUGAUCGAGAAUAGUAGAGCUAUCUCGAGUCCUCUAGCACCUUAUACGACAUACAAACAUUCGAUUGAACUACAGAAGUAUGUAGCCGAUCUCUGGUGGACAGUUGAUGACAAUGAACAAGAGAUCACAUUCGAACUUCACAUGAAAACGACAGGCUGGAUUGCAUUGGGUAUUAGUCCAGCUGGUGGUAUGACAGGUGCCGAUAUCGCUGUAGGAUGGGUCGACCAGACAGGCAGUGUACAUCUUCAAGAUCGUUAUGCAUCUGCUGAUGAGCUUCCUAUAUUCGAUAACACAACGAUUGAUUGGUUCGCUGUUAAAGGUCGUGAAGUGAGCGGAUGGACAGCCAUUCAAUUCAAACGCUUACUAGAUACUUGUGAUAUCAUGGAUGUUCCAAUCAAGUCUGGUACCAAUAUUCUCAUUUUUGCUUAUGCUAUGAUCGAUCCUGUUCCAUCAGGACCAAAUGGUGAAAUCUCUUAUCAUGGAAGUCGACGUGGUUCGCGUGCUCUUCCACUUCGAUCAUAUGUUGAUCCACCAUCAGAAGAUAUAUUUGCUGGACUUGACUAUGUUGAAUUUCGUUUGAAUAAUUAUGUGGUUCCUCCAACUGAUACAACGGAUUAUUGUAAAAUAUACAAAGUUCCGAGUAGCUAUUCAGUGAAACGACACGCUAUUGGUCAUAAGACAAUUGUUGAUUCAGCCAGUCAAGAUCUUGUUCAUCAUUUACUCAUGUAUGAAUGUGAUUCAACAGCUCAGUUUAACGAUAAUAACUUGCCUGCUGGUCUAUGUGAUCAAAUUUAUCAAGAAAUAGCACAAUGUACUUCGAAUAUUGCAAAUGGUUGGGCUGUCGGUGGUGAUUAUAUGGUUGCAUUUCCAAAAGAAGCAGGCUAUCCAAUAGGAGGUGAUUUUCCCAUCAAAUAUUAUAUGGUGCAAGUGCACUACGACAAUCCAAAUCUACUUUCGAAUCGUACAGACAAUUCAGGUAUUCGCUUUUAUAUUGGCAAAGAACUUCGACAAUAUGACCUUGGCUUGUUGACUUUUGGCACUGAUUCAAGCGCUGUCGCUUUGGCCAUUCCGCCGAAAGCGCAGAAAUUUAUCGUUGAUUCGUACUGUUCAGCGAAUGCUACAAUGGGUGGAGAAAAAAUCAAAGAUGAAAUAUGUCUUCAUAGGAUGAUAUACUAUCCUCGAAUGAAUAAUAUGUAUGGUUGUAUGAAUAUGAAUAGUCCACAAGCAUGGCUCUCAAUGAUGAAUACUUCCUCAUCGUCUUUGAAUUAUACGGAAUUACAACAGUGGCUUCUCAAUUUAACAUGGACACCAGAACGAGCUGUUCAAUGGCAAGAAUUCUACAAUACCGUAUCUCGAGUACUGAUCUACGGUGCAGCACCAAAUCUUCAGUUCGACAUGCUGCCCAGCUUACCUAAAUAUGAAGAUUUGAAACCGGUGCCAUGUACAAAAGAUCCAAGCGGUAAUAAGAAUACGACAAGGCCAAGUCCAACUACUUUUAGCCAAGGUACAACGACAAAUAAAGCUAUAUCUUAUCAAUUAUUAACUAAAUGUGGUUUUNAUGGUUUAUGUGAUCAAAUUUAUCAACAAUUAGUACCAUGUGCUUCGAAUAUUGCAACUGGUUGGGCUGUCGGUGGUGACUAUAUGGUUGCAUUUACAAAAGAAGCAGGCUAUCCAGUAGGAGGUGAUUUUCCCAUCAAAUAUUAUAUGGUUCAAAUGCACUAUGACAAUCCAAAUCUACUUUCGAAUCGUACAGACAAUUCAGGUAUUCGCUUCUACAUUGGCAAAGAACUUCGACAAUAUGACCUUGGCUAUUUGACUUUUGGCACUGAUUCAAGUGCUGCUGCUCUGGCUAUUCCACCGAAAGUGGAGCGAUUUAUCGUUGAUUCGUACUGUUCGGCGACUGCUACAACGGUAAACAUGAGUUUUUAA